CACAUUCCCAGGUGGCAGGUGGUGACAGGCCAGUCUUGGUAGCUGUGGUAUGGAAACAAUCAAAGUGUGGUCAAGGUUGAGUCAUUAGAGGGGAAAAGGACAGUACAGCCAGACUCCUAGUUCAAACCCCACCAAAUGGGGUACUGGGCAGGGGUCUUGUAGUGUCGCAGUAAGGGAAACCCACAGAGUAAGGAAUCAGAGUAACAGACAGGGCUCUCCAGCAGAGGUCACAGUGAGAUUUGAUGCAGCCCCUGGACGUCAACUCUUUACGAGUCCACGCGCUGUCUCUGCUGUGCGCGUCACUCCUCUGAGGAUCAUGAAGAGCUCUCCUGACCUCAUGCCCACUGAGUUGGACCCCGCCCGUGUGUGUAAAGGGAAGGGAGCUGUAACUUUAAGAGCCACACUUGUCCACGUCGACGAUGAAGAUUGUAUCACCCAGGAGUCAACCCCAGACCCAGCCAAGAGUGGGUGGCUUGAAGCGGUCAACGGAGAUGCCUCAGAAACCAGUUUGGCAGAGGACGAAGUAAACAGCGUCAGAGCUCAUUUAAAUUCCCCGCAGGUCUUUAAGGCUCCAACACAGGUCGAGUGUCCUGUAAGUUCGGAUCAGUCUUCACUCUCCUCCAGCUCAGGUUCCCUGAGUGCUGGUGUAACAUCAGUCAGGGUAUCCUCCUCAUAUCCACCUACCAGCAGCGUAAACCCAACCAUCGUCCUGCUGCAGCACAGCAGAGACAGCGCGGCGGAGCAGAGCAAAGGGUGUGAUCAGAGCUCCACCGACAGUCAGCUCAGACCAAAACCUGACGGCCCUCUUGCCCCCGCUGAACACAUGGAGGGCAAGAGAAUGAGGAUGACUGCGUACUCAACGUAUCCUGCCCUGCUGGAGAAGCCUAGAGUUCCAGUGCGGAACACCGAGAAGUCCAAGGACUGGUACAAAAACAUGUUCAAACAAAUCCACAGAGUCACAGAACCCGUCGAGGAAAACCCAUACCGUCCCACCUACAUAUUCCCUGAGAGCAAUGACAGGCCACUGAAAACCAGAGAUGACAGUCCUUCUCAUGUACGUGAAGAUGAGCGAAGUGUUCCUCGUUCUAGAAGCGCAUUAGACAUGGGAAGUUCUCAAUCAGGCAGAAGGGUCCCUGUGCCAACCCGAACGUCUUCCCUACGGCCACAGAGGAACGAGUGGGAGCCCCCUGACAAGAAAGUAGACACCAGGAAGUACCGGGCCGAGCCCAGGAGCAUCUUCGACUACGAGCCGGGGAAGUCUUCAGUGCUGAGGGUGGAGAGACCGGACUUAAGCCCGGAAGAUGUAGAUAUAGAGAAUGAACCUUGGUAUAGAUUCUAUUCAGAGAUGGAAUUUGGCAAACCGAGUGCCCCCUCUUUCAGCCCCUUGGAAACACCCUCAGACCUGCAGCAAUACUCUGCCUGUAAAGCGGGUUCUGGCGUGGCGGGGAAGGAGGGUGGCUCGGCUGCCACUGAGCACACGGCCCCAGAAUGCGAGCGACACAUUUACAAGAGCGUCCUGGAGGGCGGCGACAUUCCGCUGCAGGGCCUGCGAGCGCUUAACAAACGCCAUCCCAGCACUUCCUCUAAAGUGGAUAAUAAAGGUGGGAAUGGCUGUAUGAUUUCACCCUGCUCCUCUGUAAAUAGUCGCUCAGUUCUUGCCAGUAAUGUGCUAGGUUCUCACAAUAAGACUAAGAAGUCGCUGUCUGCUGCCAAAGCCUGCAUACCCCAAAUCCUUCCCUCCAAGUUCAAGCCUAAGCUUUCCCCCUCUGCUGAUGAGGGCCAGGAGAGGAGGGCGGAGCCUACGCCUCGGCCAAAAGCGCACAGCUGCGAGGAUCUGCACCAUGAGCCCUGCACGGUUUUGGGCAACGGAGAUGCGACAGAUCAUGAUCAUGAUCAUGGGUUAGCGUCUUACUCUAAAGCCUCCAACUGCUCGCCGAAAAACGGCCCUCUCAAUGGUACACUGAGGAGCACGGCAGAGUUCUCCGCCCUCUACAGGAACAUGCACAGCAUCCAACGGCCCAGCUCACUCAGCUCCAGCCUGCAAGGCAGCGUCCGCAGCCUGGCCUCGCUCUUCGAGAAGCCGGGGGACGAGGCCGGCGCUCUGGAGCGGUUGGGGAACGUACCGCGGGAUGCUGUGACGUAUCGGGUGCUGGAGUUUGAACGCAUCAUUCAGCGCUCCAGCACGGCCCCCACCCGCUCCUCCUCCAUGCCCAUCCUUCCCAGUGGCCCCAGCCCCGCCCACAGCCCUGUUCCUGGAUCCUGCUUCCUGCAAUCAGCUGUUUCUGCUGAGUAUUUGGUCAUGCCAGAGCCAGAACAAACUGAUGACUGCCCCAUAGUGCCUGUAGGGGACAAUGUAUCCAGUGAGGAGGCUUCUUACUCAGGUGGUGAAGCAGCAACAGCAGCAGAAUGUGUGGAACCCUCUAAUCAGAACCAUACCUCACCCUCAAGAACUGAAAUUGAAUCACACUCACACACAGAUGGCAAAGAAGCAGAACAGAAAACCAGCUGUGGUGAUAACGGCGCAGCUGAGAGUACUUUAAGUGGUCUUUUGGUGGACAGCACCCCAACAUCAGAGCACCAUCAUCACUACCACCACCAUCACCACCAUGACCAUCUCCCCUUCCACCCACUCCACCUCAAACCCAGUAAAUGUAAAGGCUCCUGUCCCGCCUCCUACACCCGCUUCACCACCAUCCGCAGGCAUGAGCGGCAGCAGGCCGGCAGCAACAACAACUACAGCAGCACCAGCAGCAACUUCAUCCCCGAGAGAAGAUCCAUCCCUCCUGCAAACUUACUCCUGAUGGGUCCAGCCCCGUUCACCCUGCGCAGAACCCUGCACAGUCACCAGGCCAAAAAGACUCUCUCAGCUACCAAAGCCCUAGGACUCGAUGGGAUAGACGCUCGGAUCUUCUCGUCCAAGCCCAGACCCAUUAUCCCCCAGCGCCUGUCCUCUCUGGAGGUGCUGGAGAGGCUCAGUAACGGCGACGGCACGUCCAGCCAGGUCGGGGACGCCCAUGAGCUCACGGACGGGGAAUGCUCAGACGCCAAUAAAAACCACUGCGGAGAUUCCGAAUCCUCACAACCAUUAAGUCAAGGAGAGCAGGGAGAUAACCCAGACGAGGUGGUCCGCAGACGAUAUGGAGACAAGGAGAAAAUUCUGGAGGAGCAGAGGCGUCUGAAGCGGGAGCAGGAGGAGGCCGACAUAGCGUCCCGCAGACAUGCAGGCCUGGUGCUGACCCAUCAGCAGUUCAUCACCAAUGACCGCUUUGGGGACCUGCUUACCAUCAACGACGCGGAGAAACGAAAAUCCGGACCAGAGAGGACACCUGCCCUGGCCCUGUUUAACUUCAAAGCAGAGACUCUGAAGGAACUGCCGUUUCAAAAGGGAGACAUUGUGUACAUCUAUCGGCAGGUGGAUCAGAACUGGUAUGAGGGAGAGCAUCACGGCAGGGUCGGAAUUUUCCCUCGCAACUAUGUUGAGCUCCUACCUCCUACAGAAAAAGCCCAGCCUAAGAAAAGCGCUCCAGUUCAGGUGCUGGAGUACGGAGAGGCCAUGGCCCGCUUUAACUUCGCUGGUGACACUGCAGUGGAGAUGUCUUUUAAAAAGGGGGAGCGCAUUACACUGAUUCGCCGGGUGGAUGAGAACUGGUAUGAGGGUAAAAUCUCGGGCACCAACCGGCAAGGCAUCUUCCCAGUCACUUACGUGGAGGUGCACAAAAGACCCCGUGUUAAAAAUGGAGUGGAUUUCCCUGAUCCUCCUCUCAGCCAUUCACCACAUCGCAGCACCAACGCCUCGCCACAGCCACCACGUAAUCGCCUCACCACUCCCCCUCUGCCCCUCCCCCGCUCUCCUCGCCGCUCUGUGUCCCCCGAGGUCCACGCCAUUUCCAACGAGUGGAUCUCUCUCACUGUGGGCGGGGCCGGCUGCAGCCCCCCUGCCGCACCCACUCCUCCACUCCCACCCCUGCCUAGCUCCUCCUAUCGCCUGGGCGAGUACCUGCCCCCAUCCCACUCUGCCAGCCCAGUGCCUCCCAUCACCGGCAGCCCCUACUGCGUCUCUCCUGCGGCCUCACCCUCCACCUCACCCCUGCCUCCUCCCUACCCGCCCCGGCCGAGCUCGGCCACCCCGUUCCUCACCUUCACCCCGCCGCAGGGCGAGGACUUCCUCCUGUGCCCGCCCUCGCCCCGCCUGUCCCGCAGCCUGAGUCCAUGCGGGGGCGCAGGCCUGGAGGGCUGGCUGGGUGGUGGGGGUAGCGGCAGGUUGGAGCAAGAGCUGCAGGACAGGGAAGGGGCGGAGCUAGACAGGGUCAGCAGCCUCCGCAAGGCUCCGUACAGCUGGAGCAAUAGCCCAGCCGAGCCUAUGAAGAAUGAAGCAGACUACCAUGGGCGAUCUUCAAGAAGUCCAGUCAUGCUAUUCGACAUCCAGGAUAGCAACAUGAACGCCAACUCCUUCACGGAGGCGGUGUGUAAUGAGAUCAUGAAUAUAGCAGAGACCUCAGUGAGGUACUGCAGUACUUUGUCCCGCCCCUUAGACUCCGCCCACAGACUGAUGCCCCACCUCAGUAAACACUCUCUCAUCAUUUCCCAGCAACCCCAGUCCCAAAGCAGCAGCCCCGAACCUGGACGCCUGAGCUGCGGCAUAUUCCAGGCCCUGUACAGCUACGUGCCACAGAAUGACGACGAGCUGGAGCUGCAGGAGGGAGACCUUGUGAACGUCAUGGAGAAAUGCGAUGACGGCUGGUUUGUUGGUACAUCCAAGAGGACAAAGCAGUUUGGAACUUUCCCAGGGAACUACGUAAAAGCCGUUAAUUUGUAACACGUGAAAGUGAAUGUUCUGUAUGUAGAGAUUCUAACAUUAUUCUUAUAGCAGCCUAUUUUGGACACCAUUACCAAUGAGCUGAGGGUAUGCUUGUGUUAUUUUUGUAAGCCCACCCCCUUCAGUAUUGUAUCAGGCCUAGGUGAAUGUCCAGGUAUGUGAUCAGUAAGGUUUGUGGCAUGUCGGCGAGGGUUAUGAGGUAAAGCAGAACUGUAUCGGCAGAUAAAACAUAUAAUUAAAUUGAAUAAAUUAGAAUGUAACAUCUUAUAACAUAUUUAAUGAUUUUCGUUUGUAAGAAAAUCAUAUAUAAAUUAUGAUUUCCCUUUUUCUCUAAGGAAGUGCUAAAAGCUCCUUUAAAAAAUGUUAAAUACUUUAAUAAUUAUUUUUUAAAUAUUUAAAACCAUUCUUUUUAUUAUUAUAAUUUUUUAUCACUGAAAAUACUAAAGCUGGGGCACACCAAAUUUUUACUGCAUCACAUACCUGACAUUAACAUGGUAGAGACAAUUAACUCUGAAGACUAAAACAACAUGGAAGACUCACAACAGUUUACUCUGCUUUGAAUGUAUAGGGGCUUUGCAGUGUGUUGUGGGGGGUCGCAGUGUGGUUGAAGGCACUUAAAGGCAGUUAAGAGAUUGGUAAUUGAAGUUGAAGGUUAAAGGGCCGGAUAAAGGUCAGUGAAACAUGCAGAAAUGCUUCAUUUAGUACUGAAAAAUGUAAAAGAGGAGUUUGGGCUCACUAUAUACCUGCUGCCUUUGAGAAAUACAGAUUUAUGGGGCGCGAUUUAUUUAACAUUAGUGUGGUUUAAGCUUUGUUUGAUACAGACGUGGCCUCCAAAUGCACUGAAAGCAUUGGGACGCUGGCACUGAUGUCUAUGUGAACUAUGUCUAUGUGGCGCACUGAUCAGGAUGUUUUCUGGAUUUUAUGAAUUUGGCUUGACUAAGUGACACUAAGUGACAAAUGGAAGCUGUUACAAACUUCCUAACCUGAUUCAGGAUGACUUUUUUAUAUUAUGAUGAAGAUGAUAAUGAAGGUUUCACUGAUUUAUAGACUGAAAGGCUGAGUACAGCUCAGAUUUGCGCCCUGAAAACAUCCUGAUUGCCUGAAAUCCGUCCAAUACAGCUUUAUUUUCAUACAAACAGAGUGGAAAAAGAGCAUGUUCAUUAUUUCUCAUGUGUCUCACAUUUUGAUGAUCAUAAUGAUCAUAAUGAAGUAAGCUUUCUGUUGAAAUCUAAGUCACGGUAAGGGACGACAUUAACUGUUUGGUUUGGUGUCAAUAGAUCAGCUGAUACCUUUGAAACACUUAGCACUUAGCAGUGUGACUAACGUUGCAUAUUAUACUUGCAGUUGCAAAAUGUAAGUACACGCAACCAAAUACUGUUUAUUCCAUCAGGCUUGUACACUGCAACAGUGUCUUAGGGCCAGAAGAGAAGCAGACCCAGGGUUUUUUGCAUCCAUAGUUCUAGAAUAAUGUAUUUAUCAUACAGCAUUUUGAGAACCAACAAAAAAACAAAACAUUAGUGGGUUUCCAUCCAGAUGUUUCACAAAAGUUACGUGCAAAAAUAAAAUAGCUAAAUAAGUUACUGUAUGUUUCCAUUCGCUACAGUUACACAAAGAUACUUAGGCUAUUGUGAUUAGCAGCAGGGUUUAGGAGAACAUUUUACAUAUUACAGUCUUUUUAUGGCUGUAUAUUUUUUGCAGUUCAGAGAAUUCAGGCAGUGCAAACAGUGGUCCACCUAAUAAGGGCUGAAAUCUUUCUACCACACAUCUGGGAGUGCAAACACACCAGACAGUUCUGGUAGAGCAGUGCUCUUUAGAGUCUUUCCAAUCACUGGCAACCCAUCCCAGCUGAUGAGAGAAUCCCCAAUGCUUUAUACAAGCUGCACAUUGUGUAGAGUAUAGAGUAUUGGGACAAUGUUUGGUGUAAGUCUAAGCAAUAAGAAUAAUGAUACAUCAAAUUAUGGUACCCACUGAAGAUGCGUUCCAUUGAGGUUUUUCAAUGUUUGGAUGGGGUUGUUUUUUGCUAUUUUUUGGAACAUUUAGUUUUUUUGCACAUUUAUAAAAUUCACUAGAACUUUAGUGUAGCGUGGAUAAAUAUCCCAUGAUCUUAUUCUCAUAAUCUUGCAAUAUACUAUAGUUUAUAUUGACAUAUUCUAGAAAUAUGGAGUUAAAAUGACCUUGAAGGUGGCCCUAAAACACUGUUGCACUGUAGGCCAACAUGGUAUAAUAGAUUUAGUUUUUUUGGGGUUUUUUUCUUUGAAGAAUGUUGUGAGUAUGAAGAACAGCAUGCAUUAACAGAUGUUUAUACUAGUUGAAUCUAGAUAAUCAUUGCCAGCUACAUCAGACAGUGGUGUAGGACACUCGGUAGUGUUGGGAAUGUGUGCUCCAUAAUGAAAUGCCGUACCUCCUUCCAAUCUUGAAGUGCCAUUUAUAUACGAGUAAGCUACAUUUGCUCCAGUCCUGGACGCAGGAUACUCAACCAACUAUUUAUAGUGUUCACGCGAGAUGCGUUUCCUCUGCUGUAGCUGUAUUUUCUGUUGUGGUUUCAGUGAAAAAGAGGGUAAAAUAAUCCAUUUACUCAGUAGAACUGUGGUGAAGAUGUGUCAUGCAUGGGGUUUUUUAAUGUCCUGUGACAAACAUGGAGUGUUUAAGCUCUGCUCCCUGCAGUGGUGUGCAGUCAUGGCAGUGUGUGAGGCGUGUGACACCAGAGAGAUGAUGCUCUCUCUUGUACAAAUACAUAGAAAAACCCACUGACUUAUAAAGUGAAAUAAAGUUGCUUCAGAUGGUUCAGAUGGAAGAAACAAACACUUUUGGUUCCAUAAAGGUAACAUUUUGUAAGGUGUGUCAGUGUGAGAGACCUUUUAAAGGUUUAAAGAACCAUCAUUUGUGGUUCUUAGUUAAUUUAAAGGUUCUACACUCAUACACUUUACUAAAUCCUUAAAAUAAAUGAGAGCUGAUUCACCAACCAAAAUGACAAAAUUAUAAAAUGAUGUAUUUUUCAUGAAUAUUCUGAUAUUUACAAUUGUUUUUUAUUUCUAAUCAUUAUAAGAGCUUACAAAAAUACAUACAUUUGAUUUCUGAUUGAUACGUUGUGUCCCAAUUGCAUAUUAAUACUCAAAUAAGUAGAUAACUAGAUAACUGUCAAGUUAAGUAUACUUAAAAUGGUGUUGUGACCAUGGACACUAUGACAGGAGCUACUCACGUCUGUUAGCCGCAGGUAAUAGAAGUACAAGUACAGCAGCAUCUAUGGCUGGGGAACUUCCUGCUUGUACAAAACUGGUUAAUAUGUCAAUAUUUUUUUGUACUUAGCUGGCGAAUCCACACCAAUAAUGAAGUUUUUAAAUAUUUCUAGAUAUUUGGAGACAAUAGGAACUUUUUCAACUCUCCUUCCUCCUUCCAGUCACAGUGGGUGUGGUCUACCCUCAGUUUAGCAUAUAUACCUAGUAGUAUAAGUGUGUAAUGAUAUGCAAUUGGGACACAACCAUAUUCUGUUUGUUAGGAUUUAUAUUUCUUAAGAGAAAAUGUUCUCGGUAAGUCUUGGUAAAUAAUUAGUAUAUGAUUUUUUAAGGUACCAUGGUAUCACUCAAACAUCCUUCUGAGGCACCUUUAUUUAUAAGAGUCUGUGAUUCUAUCACUAAACGUUUAACAAAGUAGAUCCAUGACCUGAACUACAAAACAAAUCUGCCAUUUCACCAAUUUCUCCAUGAUGAGUUCUACAUUCUGCAUUACACAGCGUAAGCAUCUGAAUAUAGUGUUUUGAGAAACCUGUGCUUUGGAUACGAGCAAAGGAAGCGGAUCAGUUUUCUCCUUUCGUAAUUGUAAAUAUGUAUAGAAUAAAUGAAUGAUUGAAUGAAAGUGUUUGAAGUUACAACAACCUCUAUGAUCAUAGCAGUUUAUAUUACAUGAGAAGAGUUUUGAGAAGAGCUGCUCGGCACAGGCGGUCAGGCAAGAGAGAGAGAGAGAGUGAGUGAGUGAGUGAGUGAGUGAAUGCGAGGAUAUCUGACACUGUGUUAGGACUGAGAUGCCUUUUUUUGUCUCAUGGCUUCAUUUUUAACUGUGCCUCGUUUUUCAUUUUGCCUUGAUUUGUUACUUUGAAGGAUAUGAAGAUUGUUUUAGCACACAAGUGUCACGGGAGACAAUUACGGAGAUCCGGAGACUGCAAUCACCAGAGUUUAUUACUAACGCGUGUGACGUAAUAAUGCCUGUAGUGCAUAAAGACGAUGAUGUGAUCUUCCACGUGCAGAGGCUCACCUUGCAGUUGUUGUUGUUUUCCUCUUUUUUUGCGGUGCUGUUACAGUACAAUAUUGGAUUUAAAACGCACUAUUUACUGCUGUGAUUUCAUUAUUAUGCAAUAUUUAAUAAACUAUAUUACAGCUUUUGA
Molecule: messenger RNA, 9194 nt
Organism: Astyanax mexicanus (Mexican tetra)
Lineage: Eukaryota; Metazoa; Chordata; Actinopteri; Characiformes; Acestrorhamphidae
Product: sorbin and SH3 domain-containing protein 1
Exons: 27
Coding region: 317-4816 (1499 amino acids)
Biological process (GO): cell-substrate adhesion
Cellular component (GO): nucleus; cell-substrate junction; cytoplasm
Molecular function (GO): protein binding
Source: RefSeq, a predicted model, not a curated record